ACAUCAUGCUCAGCUCCGACCCGCUCCGACAAAACAAAGAGUGAAAUAUCCGCGUCUCACUUCGGCCGACGACAGUCGACGACGCCGCCGUCCGCGCCGUGACAUCCCGCGGUCCGACCCGUAAAAGCCACCAGCCGCGGUACCCGGGUGUGUGCGGCGGAGGCUGGGAGGGGCAUCCGUCUGUCCGUCCGGACAAUGGCGGAUGGGGAGGCCACCGUGUCUGUGGAGCGGGACAGCGGUGAUGGGGACUUGGCAGCCUAACAUCCCACCUGUGCGUUAGUAUUUUCUCUGUAUAGCUUGGUAUUCAUCAGUCGCCAUGGAUCCAGAGAAAACGUUGACUUUCUGCCUCGGGCUGAAGGCUGAGGAGAUGACCAUGUCCCUGCAGGGGCUGGACGGGACUGAAGCUGCCACGGUGGCUGUUUCUCAGAAGGAGGCCGACAUGCGCACGGUUAAUAAGGUGGUGAAGCAUCACGGGGGUGCUGGUAGCCGGCCCGUCGUCAGUCCCAAGUACUGUCCCGGGGUCAACAACAAUCCAGGUUACCUGUGUGAAACGGGGCACUGCUGCGGAGAGACGGGCUGCUGCACCUACUAUUAUGAGCUCUGGUGGUUCUGGCUGCUGUGGACGGUGCUCAUCCUCUUCAGCUGUUUCUGUGCUUACCGCCACCGCCGGGCCAAGCAGAGGAUCCAGCAGCAGCAGAGACAGAGGGAGAUCAAUCUGAUCGCCUACAACGGAGCCUGCAACUACCCUUCCUCCAUGCUGGACCUCAGUUUUCUGGCUUCCUUCAAGCUGCCCUCCUAUGAGGAGGUGGCAGCGCAGCCCAGCACCCCUCCUCCACCUUACAGUUCUGUCUUCGCCCUGCAGGGAGGUGCCAUGGGGGGUCCUAGCUCCUCUUACCCCCAUCACCACCACCACCGUCACCCCUGCCCUCCCUACCUGGGCCCCGGUCCCGGUCCCAGUGGCCUGACUUCCUCCCAGAGCUCUGACAACUACACCAGCUGCUCCUGCGAGUCGUGCUCCCUCACUUCCCCCUCCAGCACCUCCUUCUCUGUCCAGGUGACGGACGAGACGUACGACAGCAGCCACAUCUCCACGCCCAGUGAGGCGGGGGGCGACUGUGCUGUCGUGCCAAGAGUUGCAGCCAGCUUCGCACCAACUCCUUCGCCGCCACCUCCAUUGCAAAUUCCACCUGAUGUGAUACCUGCGGUCACUCCAGAUGUCAUACCUGUACAAAGACGGUCCUCGAAUGGCGGCGAAGGAGUCUCACCUUUAGCGCCGCCGCUCUCUCUGCCGUUACACUCUCGUCCCUCCCACCCUUCUCGCCUCCCACUGUCUCCCCUCAUUCUGUUGUCCUCCCUCCCUCCUGGUCAGGUCCAUCCUCUCGUCCUCUCAGACCCGCUCGGAGCCGCGGCCGUUCAGAAAGAGAAAGACGAAGAGGCCUCGCCUUGCGGUCCGACCCCCAGGCCCACUCUGUCUCCCCCCAAACAGGCGCUCUUCUCCUCGAACGUGGCUGUUUUCACGCAUUGCAUUAGCAAAGAGGAGCAAAAACGAGAAGAGGAGGAAGAGGAAGAGGAAGAUGACGAGGAGGAUCAUUUCCGGCACCGACGGCUAACGGGCGACUCGGGCAUCGAGGUGUGUCGCUGCCACGUGAAGAGGGAGGAGGAAGAGGAGCAGAAGGUGCAUUUCAAUAAGGGAGGGAAGGAGGCCGCGAAGGUGGUGGAGAGGGCGGAUGUGCUGCACGACAGCGUGGACUGCUCCCUCCGAGCGAAGGUCGCCGCUCAGUCGCCGCUCCUGGACGACUGCGCCGAGCAGCGUGGCCACGUCUCCUCAUCCUCUGGCAUCGUCCAGAAGACAGGCGAGGCGGUCGUCGCCGUGGAGACCUCGUAAGCUGACGACCAGGGAGAUCAAACGAGUGGCGUCUUCAGAUCUGAAGGAAAGUCUCGCAGGUCUUAUUGAGGGAGGGGCUUCAAAUGAGAAACUCCACGAGAAGCCGACACCUUAAAGUCCUGUUGUGUAGUUAAUUUAUUUGUGGUUCAGGAGGAGGAAAAUGUUUUUCUCUGAAGAAAAACGCUGAUGAACUUUCUCUGUCUCCAUUCUCACACACGCUAACCGAAUCAUUCUACCACGGGCUCAACGUCCCUCCACCCGUUUACUCUUCAUCGCUCUUUUCUCUCUCUGCAUGACACAACAUUGCAAAAAAGAAGGAAAAAAAAGAAGCAUUUCAGCUCUUUUGAAAUGAAAUCCCUCCUUCGGGGUCAGGACCCCACAUCUGAGGGAUCAUGAGAUAAAUCCGAGGGGUCAUGUGACGAUGACCAGGAGGAGACAGAAGAAGAACAAAAUCUUUGCUGUUUGGAUGUGAAGUCGUGGAUGGUUUUACCUCUUUGGACGUUCAGAUGAAACGAUCUUCGGUGGAGCCGCUCACAGCGUCGAGACAUAUGCAAUGUGUGGUGGGGUCACACGGCAGAAAGGUUGGGGGACACCGAACAUCCCAGGCAGGUGAAUCAGCAUCAAUAAACAUGAACAGGACUGUUAAUCAUUAUUGUAAGAGGACCUUCAUUCUCAAUCGAGCAGCUCUGACAAACGGAUCGCCUUCUGUGAUCUUCAUUUACUUUCCAACUUCUGGAAAGGUCGGCGGUCGAACUCGUGACCUUUGUUGACCUUUGUUGACCUUUGUUGUUGUGGGGUGAGUUUUUGCUCUCACCCGCCUGCUUCCCUCUGAAAUAAUGAGAGAAGGCGACUCCAGACUGAUUGGAGAAGUGUGUGUUUUCUACAUCGUGUCUUAUGUUGCUCCCUGAAGGAGAAGAGGGGGGCAAACAUUGAUUAAAAUGUGUGGGUGGCAAAGCUUUACAACGGUGUUCUGACUUUACGUUGUUGUUUCAGACUGUUAACAUGGUUAUGCUGUUUCUUUAACUGACUGUUUGACUUUGGAUUUACUGCGUUCGGACGUGUUCCUGGUCGCUCGUUGCCGUUUUUGCAAGGCAGCGUGAAGUUUUCACGAGGCAGAAACUUUAAGCCUAAUCUCGUCACUGAUGAUGAAUGUAAAAGGUUAUGCGGAAAAAAAACACUUUAACUGUUUACGGAGAAUUUUCAUAGCGUGACGCUUGACUGAAAACCUGGAAAAGUGCCCAAAACUGCAGCCGAGUGCGGGCUCCGAGGAGACAGUGCCCAUCGUUAUGUCUGUCUGAGUCCAGAGGUGCAAAGGUGUAGAUGUGCCAGGUGAGGGUUCGGAGUCAGCGUCAGAACAAAGCCUCUUUUCUUAUUGCUGUGGCUCAACGUGCGGCCACUUCUGAGAGCUGGACUUCUUUUCUCUGAGUGUGAAGUACCUCGUCGGUCGACGUACAGGUGUGCGGUGUGUGGAGCGCGAGGUCGAUACCUUUGAUUGACGCUCUGUACUUCUUGGUUUUGUCGUGGGACUCGUGAGCUCUGAAGCAUGAAACAACAUUUAGAAAGAAAGAACGUGUCAGACUGUUGCUCAUGUGCGUCCUUUAGCUGUGAGACAAACGUCCCUGCGGCUCGUCGUCCAGAGGCCGCGUCGCCGUGUCCUCGGCUCCGUCGGACGCCUGGAGGCAAAGCUUUCAGCUCAUUCACAGCUGUGGGAGUGAAAACUUUCAGCUCGAUAACCUUUAUUCGUCGAACCGUGUGUGUUUGUGUGCAGAUUAACGGCAGGUUUGAAAGUUUCGCUUCUGUUCGAAGCUCUUUGGCUGCGAGUCACAGGUGCGUCCCACAGGUGGACACACCUGUUCAUCCUCUGAACACAGACAUGAACAUUUGUUGGCUAAAGAAUGGAAAGUUGUUAUUUCCUCAUCAGUUCUAGCUAAUGUGUGUUUAUCCAGGUGUGGUGCUGAAUGUAGACCGUCUGUGAGGCUUUGUAUAGUUCACUGCUGCUAUGUGAGCGCGCGCGCGCGUGUGUGUGUUUUCUGUGCAUAGUCGUGCAUCAGACGGGCGAACAUUUCCUAGCAGUGCUUAGCAGUCUCUUUAUUAAAUAUACGCUGUAUGUAGUACAUGUGAGACUUGCAAAAAUAGUAUUUAGCAAUAGUAUUCACACUUUUUUCCUGACUCUAGUUCACGCUGGUCGGUAGGAAAUGAACUGCUGUGAAGAAGACUUUUACCUCUUUCUAACUGAUCCGAGAGCUGUGCCGGCCGGGGGCCCCCGAUUGUACAUAACGCCGCCUUUUGGCUUAAGGUUUCUCCCGAGUGCAAACUCUGAUCUGGUUCUCCCGGUUUGUGCCUCUGGUGUGUUCCCGUUACGUUCAGGUCGCGAGCGCCUGAAAACAAACACCUGACGAUCAGCUGCUCGCGGCUGCUCUGGAGGUGUUUCCAGAGUCUGGACUAACUCAUGUCCCUGCUUCAUUGAACCCAAAUGUAAAACUUUCAUAUGUUCUCUUUGAUAUUGAUGUUCCUUCAGUAAUAAUAAUAAUAAUUUCUUUGGCUGUGAAUCACAUCCAGUUUCUGCACAUUCACAAAUAUUCAGGAGGAAAAUGACGCCAGUCGUGUGAUUUAGGGGGAAGUUUGAAGUGAAGCCACAUUUUCUUCACUAUGAUGAUUAAUGUUUUUCAUAAAAUGACUCAAAAAUACAUGAAAUUAUUUUAUUAAGCGAAACCAAGUUGAUCGUUUUAUGUCGGAAAAAUGCUGUGCUGACCUUUAUUUCACUAAAAUUCAACUUGGAUCCGUUUUUAUUGGUUGCCUUCCACUCGUUGUUAAUGAUCGAUCAGAUGAUUGAUUGAUUGAUUGAUUGUAGGUUGGGGUGUGAACUUUUUUUCGGCUUCUGAUUGGGGGCGUGUCAGAAGAACCACUGAGUUGUGCAAACAGCUAAAAACUGACCGACUGUUCAGUUUUCUUAUUGAAUCUAAUCUUAUUGAUUCUGAUCGUCUCAUCAUGUUUUAUCAGCAGCUGAUGGAUUUUCUCGUGAACGCGAUCGACUACUCAGAUCGGUUUUCUUUAUUUUUAGACUUUUGUAGUUUUUGUUUGAAAAUGCUUACUCAGCAGUCUGCUCUUUAUGAAUUUGUAGUAUCUUUUACAGUAGCUGUGUUGGCGAUAUGUAAAAUAUACUAAACGACAGCAGAUGUCAGACACAGGAAAUGAAGAGAAACUUUAAAAAUGUUCAACCCAAUGCAGCAGACUGAAGAUUAGUUUAUCCGGGUGGUUGAAAAAAGAUGAGGAGGAUCCUGAAAGUGUUUUCAAAGCUGGUUAUACACAAGAGGCACAAACGGGGGGCGAGUUUUACCCCAACUCUGACUUUACAUUGAAGCCAAACUGGUCUGAGGUCAGUGUAAAUAGAACUAGUGUGAUUUUCUUUUGCCUUGUCAGCGUUAGCGUGUACAGACAAACUGCGCUCCUGUUGCCGCUGACGGCCGAGGCCUGAUGUAAGACUGUUACCUCGCUGAGUUUUGACUGCAAAGGACUGUUUACUUCUCCUCAUCAAGAUAGUAUUUACUCUAUAUUUGUACUGACUUUAUUUUGUAAUGCCAAGAAUCGAAGAAUUAAAAAAACCCACGCUGGACAACGAAAGAUCAAACUGUGUUGAUUCAGGAUGAAUCCGGACCGUCUCCCGGGAAACGAAGCGUUCUCCUUUUCCUCCUGCAGCUACCAGAUUUCUAGAAGUAUCUAUAUGUGAUUGUACGUGGAGUAGUUCAGAGUAAUAUUACUACAACCGUGGUGUUCUUUGAGGGUAUUUCUACCUGCAGCUCUUCAGCGUGUCGUGCGCAUGUGUGAGAGAGUUCUCGUCAGCCGUGUUGUCGUGCUGUUAAACCACUGUCGCUUAUUAUGAGGCCAAAGUUGACCGUCGUUGGUAUUUGUUAACACGAUAUUUGUCAGUAGAAAUAUCCGAUCAUUUUUACGUCAUGGUGAAUAUGCAGUUGGUUUUGUAUCUUGGUGUAUAGCAUAGAGAUUUCUGAUGCAUACUCUGAUGUAAAAUCCAAACAAUGAGACGCUCUCACGUUUUUAAAGAUUUCUUUGGUUGCACAUAUCCAGGUGCUUUUUUCAGAGGGUGGGGCUGUGUUUAGGUUUCUUCCAUUUGAGGUUUUUUAUUUUUUUUUCAUUGAUGCUCAUUUGGGAUUCUGCUGCGUUGGACGCAGACCUUUGCGCUACUUUAUUCGACAAAAACUGUGGAUUUUGUGUCAAAAUAAAUGCUAACAAG
Messenger RNA from Chelmon rostratus (copperband butterflyfish), 6134 nucleotides. RefSeq names its product proline-, glutamic acid- and leucine-rich protein 1-like. Bases 317 to 1885 code for a protein of 522 amino acids. NCBI's taxonomy places the organism in Eukaryota, Metazoa, Chordata, Actinopteri, Chaetodontiformes, Chaetodontidae. The transcript has 6 exons. The record is from RefSeq and is a predicted model, not a curated record.